Messenger RNA from Priapulus caudatus, 1242 nucleotides. RefSeq lists its product as uncharacterized. The annotation marks the transcript as partial. NCBI's taxonomy places the organism in Eukaryota, Metazoa, Priapulida, Priapulimorpha, Priapulimorphida, Priapulidae. The transcript is spliced from 4 exons. The record is from RefSeq and is a predicted model, not a curated record.
CGUUCAUCGUCUGACGCAAUGCUGAGGCAUUGCGUGGAUGACAGUACACAGGAGAGUACGAAUGUACUGCUGGCUCCAUUUACUGGUGACAUCGGCCAAGAGACACUAGCAGAUGAGAAGAGCUGCAUGCAGACGAGCCAUGUGAAUCUCACCUCGUGUACGUCCUUCUCCUCACAAAGCGAGCUCAUCGAUUCACAGCAAAAGGAAACGUUGGAGAGUGAAAUAUGGCAGCUGCAGCAGAGAAUGAAGAUGCUACAGGAGCAACUGCUGCAGCAGCACAAUCGUGUCUCCACGCCGACUGCCACGGCGACUGCAGCCAACGUUGCAGGGUCAGACUAUGGAGGUGAACAUCAACCGGUCGAAAAAGUCCCGGAUACGGAAGAGGAUCUGUUUUCCAGCCCUCUCUCCCUCUCCCCUCCUCCCGCUAUGUUGACGACGCUUCAUGUUGCUCGGCCAGCCGACGUAACGAUGCGCAGAGUUGUUUCACCUGACCCAGUAGGUCAUUUGCGUGUCUCUGAUAGUCAUCAUGCAAACGCAUUCCCCCGUGAGGAGCGGCUGGAAGGUGGCACCGCCUGUGACUCCAUGGAAAGCAACACUGCCGGAAUGCAACCCAUGAUUGACAUAGCUGGAGAGUGCCCCAAAAGUAACGUAACAGGAAAGUUGAUGGAAACGGACAUGGCUGGAAAGUGUCUAGAAAGUGAUGUUGUCGGAAAGUGGAUGGAGAGGGACAUGGCUGGAAAGCGAAUAGAAAGUGAUGUUGCCGGAAAGCGUAUGGAAAGAGACGUGGCUGGAAAGCGGCUAGAAAGGGUUCUGUCCGGAAAGCGCAUGGGAGAGCACACGUCCGGGGAACCACUAUCCGCCCCGAGGAAGACCAACGACGACAAUGUGUCAUUGCCGACAAACCAGCGCGCGGACAGCGAGAAGGAGACGAGCGAAGCGAAGCUGGUGGGUCGCGCCUCGACAAUUCGGCGAGCAUCCCCGAGGGAGGGGUCACCGCUAGGUGGCAGCACCGCGCAUAUAUGCUCGUCAGCUCACGAGUCUCAGCCAACGGUCAUUCCGUCGAGCGGAGGCACCGGGCCGUUCUCCGUCGCCAAUGACAACAACAGGCCACUCUCCUUGACCGCCAAAGACAACCAAAGGCCGCUCUCUGUUGCCAACGAUAACCACAGGCCGCUCUCUGUUGCCGACGACAACCACAGGCCGCUCUCUGUUGCCGACGACAACCACAGGCCACUCUCCAUC